UGGAAGGAGGCGGGAAAUUGGAGGGUUUUCAUUUCAUUUCAUUUCAUCUCAUCUGAGCUCUCUCGAAGACAAUGCUGAGCGGCAGAGAAAGCUUGAUUCGAUUGAUCGGCAAACGCCGUCGCUUCCUUCCUCAUCGCCAUUCCAUCCUCACCGAUCCCAUUCCCACCCCUCUCCACGCCGUUCAACCCGAACAACAACAACCGCUGCAACCUCCCCCAGCCGAACACACCCCCCAAAACGACGACGUUCGCUGCCCCAUCUGUGGCCGCACGCUUCCCUCCAACAACCGCGACAUCAACUCUCACCUCGAUUUGUGUCUUUCUCUUUCACAAUCAGUAGAAAGAAGUAGUGGAAAGAAACGAAGACUCACCCAACGCACACUUCUUCAGUUAAACUUCACUCGCCCUCCUAAGGAUAUCGUUAGCAACGGGGAUGCUGCAUCACUCGUGCAGAGUCCGGAGGAAGAGGAGGAUGACAGGUGUGGAGGAGACUUCACGGAGGUUGAACCCGAUGCUGCAAUUAGCAUCGCCACCACCUCCUUGAACAAUGGGGUGCUAGAUCAAGAUGAUAACUGUUUUGAACACGUGCGAGGCCUGGAAGAAGAGGAUGAUCAUGGCACGUGUGAAGAAGGAGAAUCCACGGAGGUUGAUCUUGAUUCUGCAAUGCCAAUUAGCACCCCCGCCGCCACCUCCUCGAACGGUGGGGUGGUUGAUGAUGAUAAUUUUUGUGAACCCCACAAUUUAUACGGAUCGAAGCUUCAAACGUUUAUAGUUGGUCGAAGAUAUGCUGAUCAAGAGGAAAUGUGUGCUGGUGCAGAAGUGUUACUUUUGAGAGACCCUCAAAAUGUUAAGGACCCCAAUGCCAUAAAGGUUGUUUCUGCAGAUUCUGGGUGUUCUAAAUUUCUAGGUUUUCUCCCGCGUGUGCUAGCUCAGUAUCUAUCUCCUCUUAUUGACAAUUACGGCCUUAUAUUUCAGGGACAUGUCACUUCUGUUCCAAAACAUGCUCUUGAUGUUGUUCCGAUUCAGAUUAUGUGCCACAGAACAUCAUAUGGUGAAUGCAAUUAUGAAGAUGAGACCUUUAAAUGCUUAUGGACAAAUGUUCAGCGUGUUGUUAAAUUUGCAUUCAAGGAUCCUCCUUCAUCUGUAAAGUAUCAUCUGAAUUUUUGUCUUAUGCUACAAGAGGUGUUAAGAAAUAAUAUUCACCUUCUAACAGAAGACGAGAAAACCUAUAUGGAGUCAUUCACUUUACUCUCAAAUGACAGUCAGAGGCUUUUUAUUCGGCUAUACACAAGAAAAGGACCUUGGUUUCGCAUGUCUAGUAUAUCAUAUCCUGAAAUAAUGGAUGCUCAAAGGGCCGCCAAGGAACUUGCUGAGAAAGAGUACAUACAUUCUGUUGAAGAUGGAAUUCAACUUUGUGAAGAUGACAUGAAUGAUAUAUUGAAUGUGCUCACUGUCUCUGAACUGCGAGAAAUUUGGUGCCUUUUGCUUAAAAAGAAUUGUGGUCGUGGGAUGAAGAAGCAAGAUCUCAUUUCAUCUCUUCUUUCUACGCAUGCAGGCGUACUCUGGGCACACCUAGUAACUAUAAUUUUGGACAGAACUGGUUCCUGUAUUAAGAUUUCUUCAAAAGCUGAAACUCUUAUCUGGCGUACUGAGCGACUUUUCUUCUUAAAUGGAGAACAGGAUCUCUCAUCCUUUCUACUUGUUGAUAUGGGGAAAAUGAAGUAUCCCACUUACAACUGCAUAAUAUCAGAACCAAUUUUCUCAAAUCGCAGUAAUCUGCUCGCAUACGAAGAGGCCAUUGAAGUUGCACAGCUUAUGGAUGAAGCACUUGAUGCAAACAGAGAUGAUGUGGUAUUAAGGUGCAUAAAGAAUGCUGAAUCCUAUGUAUCCACUGCUUUGCCCAUUCAGUACUCAACUUCUGAAUCAGCAUCUACAAUCCGUCAGUUGUUUACAGCAUCAUAUGUAUACUCCAAAGUGGUCACAUUGGGAAUCUCCUUCCUUGAGCAAGAGCGCAGGUAUAAUGAGGCAAUUGACUUACUUAAGUGGCUGCAAAAUGUUUUUACCUGUGAUGUAAAAAGAGGAUAUUGGACACUGAGGUUAUCAGUUGACUUGGAGCACUUGGGCCGCUUUGAAGAAAGCCUUCAAGUGGCUGAAAAUGGGUUGUUGGAUCCAUGGGUACGUGCUGGUUCAAGAUUGGCACUGCAAAGGCGGGUUCUUCGUUUAGGGAAACCACCAAGACGGUGGAAAGUUCCUAGUUUUUCUAGGUCUGCACUGCGUAAGAUCCCUGAGAUUUAUGUUCAAGGUAGACCUCUGAAUUCUGAAUUGGGAGCAAAGAAUAGGUUCUACAAUGAAGAGGGAGAGCAAUGUGGAGUGGAAGAGCUUGCUUUGCACUAUUAUGCCGGGGAGGGAGGUGGAUGGCAAGGUGUUCAUACAGAAAGUGGCAUAUGGUUAACCAUUUUUGGGCUUCUUAUGUGGGAUGUAAUAUACGCUGAUGUUCCGAAUGUCUUCUACACUAGAUUUCAGAAUGCUCCUUUGGAUUUGGGUACUGAUAGCUUUUAUACAGCAAGAAAGAGUAGCAUAGAGUCCCGUCUGCAACAAAUUCGCGAUGGCAUGGCUGAGGAGUUUCUUAUUAAGUCAUGGGAAACACACAUGGGAACAGCUUGUAGAGGAGUUAACUGGGACCGCCAUUCUUUAGAUGAGCUUCGUGCUGCUGUUACUUGUGUUGGGGGCUCUUGCUUGGCGUCUCUCUGUGAACUUCUUUGUCAAGACUAUCGUAGCUGGUCCAGCGGAAUGCCUGACUUGCUGUUAUGGCGUUUCUGCGGAGAAUACAGUGGUGAAGCCAAGCUUGUUGAAGUGAAAGGCCCCCGGGAUCGACUCUCUGAACAGCAGCGAGCAUGGCUCAUGCUGCUAAUGGAUUGUGGAUUUAUGAUCGAGGUUUGUAAAGUGAAACCUUUGUUAGAUCAACAAAAAUGAUCACAAGCUGCUUAAAAUUACUUUAGAAGCACACAGAAGAUUACAAUAACAAUUUUUUCAUCAUGAGAAGAGUUCACUUGGCAGAAUUUCAUCAUCAAUUCACCAGCAUUGUUCUUGGAAAGAAAAGGAACUGCUCUAGACCAAAAUUGAUUAUACUAGAUUGAAAAUAAGGAGGUCUGCCAGAGGAAUUAAAGGAGUUCAAGGAACUGAUGAAGUAUUGGAACCCAGACCGAAAUAUACUGGUCCCACAUAAUGAAGAAGCUGAAGGGGUUUCUGACACCACAUACAAAUAUACUCGAGUCGGGUAGAACCACUAUGAGAGUUCUUCAGGCAUGCCUAAAGCUCAAACCUCCAUACAAAGUGGGAUCAACCCCUUGCUAGCUUAUCCGGCCAUUCACUUGGUCGCAUCUCAUUUUUACCGUAUAACAUCAAAUCUGAUUUUUACUUAUUUUUUAAUUUAUUUUUUUAAACUUGAGUUGGAUUCUUGAAAGAAUGUUGUAUUAAUUUAAGUACCGAGUGAUAUUUUAUAUUUACAUACAUGUUUAAUGUUGAAGUUUUAAGGAAAAA
This is a messenger RNA of Lotus japonicus, 3539 nucleotides long. Its product is annotated as fanconi-associated nuclease 1 homolog. NCBI's taxonomy places the organism in Eukaryota, Viridiplantae, Streptophyta, Magnoliopsida, Fabales, Fabaceae. The coding region runs from base 72 to 2972 and encodes 966 amino acids. The transcript is spliced from 14 exons. Gene Ontology annotation, molecular function: flap-structured DNA binding; hydrolase activity, acting on acid anhydrides, in phosphorus-containing anhydrides; 5'-flap endonuclease activity. Gene Ontology annotation, cellular component: nucleus. Gene Ontology annotation, biological process: interstrand cross-link repair. The record is from RefSeq and is a predicted model, not a curated record.